Messenger RNA from Lathyrus sativus (Indian pea), 1800 nucleotides. NCBI's taxonomy places the organism in Eukaryota, Viridiplantae, Streptophyta, Magnoliopsida, Fabales, Fabaceae. The record is from the annotation of a GenBank genome assembly.
AUGCAAGGGGAAGGAUUAUUAGUUCAAGAAGAUGAGAGGAUUAGAAGUUUGGAGCCUGAAACCUCUGAGGAUGAGUGGCGGAAGUCUCGAGCUAGAUCUCUUAGGAGAAGAGCGAUGACUGCCUCAACAAGACUCACUUAUAGUCUCAAGAAGCGUAAUAAGCGUGUAGCCGAUUAUCAAUUUGAUUCAAUUUUCAUUGAAGAUAUCCGUGACGCCAAAGAGGAAGAAACUGUGAAUUCAUUUCGAUUGGCACUGCAAACAAGAGAUCUGCUUCCAGAUUCCCAUGACAAUUAUCACACAAUGCUGAGGUUUCUGAAAGCCAGAAAGUUUGACAUUGAUAAAACGGUCCAGAUGUGGGCAGAUAUGCUCCAUUGGAGAAAGGAGAAUGGAGUAGAUUCUAUUUUACAGGAUUUCAUAUAUAAGGAGUAUGAAGAUGUUCAGCGUUUUUACCCUCAUGGUAUGCAUGGUGUGGACAAAGAGGGGCGACCGGUUUAUAUUGAGAGACUUGGCAAAGUUGAACCCACCAAGUUGAUGAAUGUCACCACAAUAGAUCGAUUCUUAAGAUAUCAUGUUCAGGGAUUUGAGAAAAUGUUUAAAGAGAAAUUCCCAGCAUGUUCUAUAGCAGCAAAGCGGCACAUAGAUAGAACAACAACAAUAAUUGAUGUGCACGGCGUGAACUGGUUGAGCUUUAGCAAAGUUGCAAAUGAACUUGUUAUGCGCAUGCAAAAAAUUGAUGGUGAUAACUAUCCCGAGACAUUAAACCAAAUGUUCAUUGUUAAUGCUGGUAGUGCGUUCAAGCUAAUAUGGAAUACAGCAAAAGGAUUUCUUGAUCCAAGGACCACAGCCAAAAUAAAUGUUUUGGGAAACAAGUUCCAGAGCAGAUUGUUAGAGGUUAUAGACGCAUGCCAACUUCCUGAUUUUCUGGGUGGAAGUUGCUCGUGCCCAAACGAUGGAGGAUGUCUUAGAUCUAACAAGGGACCUUGGAAUGAUCCUGACAUUUUGAAAUUGUUAAAUUCUAGAGAAGCAACAAAGCCAAUAAAAUUUGGAAGUUCUUCUGUUGCUGAUAGAUUAGAUACCGAUUCAUAUGCCAGCACGGUUACUCAUAAAUUGGUUACAAGCACUGAAAUAUCUGAACCUGGAUCAACGUCAGAAGCAACAUUAAUUCCUUCAACUUUUAUGCAAACAGUUCCUUCUAGUGAUAAUAAAAGGAUGAGAGAGCGCAUACCUAUCCGCAACCUAGAUGAGCCAAACAAUGAUGCCAAAGAAGUUGGUGAUGUUGGUUUACCAGGUGGUUUAAGCAACAAUAAUUCAAGAAAACAACCAAAGAAGCUAAUUUCCUAUAUCACCAGUACAUUGAAUCAAAUCAUAGUCAAAGUGUUGGCUUGUAUAUAUGUAGUAUUUGCAGCAUUGGCAAAUUUUUGUAUGGUUCGCUCUGCCAAAAACCAACCAGGAAGCCAUCAGAAAAUUCAGCUAGUGGAAUCCAGCUCUCCAGAACAAAUAAUCACUCCGGAAAUAAAGGAGCCGAUUUGGAAGAGGUUGCAGAAUUUAGAGGCAGUAGUGACAGAGAUGGCUAAUAAACCUAGAACAAUUCCUCCUGAGAAAGAAGAUAUUCUUCAAGAGUCGCUGAGUCGUAUAAAAGGAAUAGAAUAUGACUUGCAAAAGACAAGGAAGGCACUGCUUGCAACUACUUCAAAGCAAGCUGAGCUUGCCGAGUCACUGGAAAGUUUAAAGGAUGAUAAAUUUGAUGGGACAAACUCAUGUUGGCCUAAAAAUAGUAAAUACUAUGCCCCUGGAAGAUGA